GCCCGAGCCGGUCAUCCUUUUAAAGACUACAGUAUUGCUUGUGAAACCUAUGGGGAAAAUGGGGAAAUCGGGUUCCAAACGAAAGCAGCAGAGAGCAGCGGCGGCAACGACAACAACGGUGUCUUUGGAUCAAACUGUACAGACGACGAAACCGAAUCGGGAGCAAGGAGGUGAUAUUGUCCUACUCCCCCAGGAAUUUCCGCCCCACCUCCCCAAGCCACCAAGGGGAUCCUUUCUCCGGGACGAAGCCCCUUACCGGGAUUCGUUCGGGGAGGCCCUUAGCGGCCCGUACGAAGGCUUUGCUGUGGACGAUGCCAAGGAGCUAUCUCUGCCCUGCGAAGGCGACAACACGGGUAUACACGAAGAAAUCGUCUUGUCUUCCCUGGAAACCAUGGAAGGAGAAGGGAUCUUUCGAACCGACGUCACGCAGCCCUUUGGCCUUGGCACGAAAUGUGCCAAAACGUACGUAACGCGUUGUCUUGUGGGGGAAAGAGGCACCACGUACAAAUACCUGGGACUAAGAAUGUUUGCGCACCCCUGGACGGACGGCAGCGAGGAGGCGGCCGACGACCGGGGCGGUAAGAAGCGCAAACGCCGCAAACGAGCCCAGGGCUGCGAUGCAAAGGUCGACCAAUUGAACCAGGCCUUCGACGAAGCCAAAACCACGUCCACCAUCCAAGAACUCGGAAAGUCGCUGACGAUGCGUACCGCAAACCACCUGCGGGAUCUAGACCAAAGACGGCGGCAGCGAAGGGCACCUGCGACCAGGGGGAGACCGAACUUUGACAUUUGUUUGAUCAAUCGAAUGGAAUCGAGCCCAGAUCUGAAGCCCUACAAUUUCGGCGUCGGAGAACACAACAACAAGAGCAGCAGGAGUGGCAAGAACGAAGGCAAUGGAACCAAGACCUCCGUCAGCUGGCACGCCGACUCGAGCCUGGAGCAUUAUUCAACGAUCGCCGUUUACCAAACGUUACUGGGAGGGUGCAGAACCGGCAACGACAAAAGCAAAUCCAAAGCGACCAAGAAAAACAGCGACGAGGGCAAGUGGUGGGUGGCACUCCGCGUCGCCCACCACUCGGAGGGGCCACAGGCCUCGCAGCGGAGGCGGGGCUCGACGACCGAAGCCUCGAUCGUCGAAGAUACUCCACCUAUUGCCGUGAGCCUGCCAUCCGGAUCGGCGUAUUAUCUGCUGGACGAUUUCAAUCACCACCACCAGCACACAGUGCUGACAACCGGGGACGCGGCCACCGCUGGUGUGCGAUACUCCUGUACCUUUCGAUUGCUGCGGGAUUCGCACAACGUUAGGGAUUGGAUCGAUCGCGGCAAUGCCGCCAUCCGGCAAUUCCACAAAAAGGGACCCAAGCUGUGGAGGUCCGAGCAACUGCUGCUGACGGAAAUCGAGUCGGAAUGGAUACGGCAAUUUUACAUCCAGGGAACGGGUCACCAUAAAUUGCUCUGGGAACCCUAUUGGAAAAAUCCGAUGAAGGAACUCCUCUCGAUUUGGAGCCAGCUAGAGGCAAGAACGAAACAAACCAUGGAUCUUUUGCGAGCAGCGGCCGAGGGAAAAUGCGGUUUGGAUGCAGGUAAUGGCACCGAAACGAAGCCGACCAAGGCGGAGCGCAAGGCGAGGGAUCGUCGAAGGAAAGCCCUUGGCACCAUCCGGGAUCUCGUUUCGAGGAUCCACAUCCACAACGAUGACGAGACAGUAACGGAGCUCUACCUACCGUUUGCCGAGCUCUUGGAAGCACGAGCCGCGAUGAGAGAGCUCUGGGGGAAGCGAGAAAAGGACCAUGUCUUUCACGAGAUGCCACCCGAUUGCAGGCCGAUGGAAGUCCCGCUCCGGUUUGGGGACCAAACCGCGGCCCAUAGAUCCAGCGGUGCUGCGGAGAGAGAUGGAUCCACCGGAAACUCUCCCCUUCCCGCUUCCCCGGCCGAGCUCCGUGAACUGGCCAAACAGCUCGCUAGGUGUGGCAAGGCCUACCGAGAGGGCAACGCGGCUCUGCUGCCGCCUCCCUGGGACACGGACGAGCGAAAACCACCGAGCCCGACACCAUCUAUCGAAAAGAAGGACGGCUCGCCACGUGAUCACCACGCAAAACCGAUGGACUGGCCCGGGUGGGACGCCGAUGGAACCACCUUUGGCUUGGAGCUGCAGCAACCAUGGGCGGGCUUCGUGGCCAAUGGGAAGAAGGCCAUCGACGUGCGAUCGUACGCUCUCCCGCCAGCGCUCCUCGGAAAGAAGGUCAUGAUCAUCGAGUCCGCCUCCGGCAGGGCGGGGGUCAGCGCCCUGGGAAACCGCUUGCGCUUGACCGGUGGUGGCACCACCAGGGUCAUUGGCUGGUGCGUCUUCUCGUCGGUGAAAGCGUACGAGACGGGUGCCGCCUUCCGGGCGGACGAACGGCUGCACCUCGUCGCUCCGGACAACCCGUACGGAUGGAAGGACGGAACGACCAAGAACGCGUUUGGGUGGGUGGUCGGGGAGCACCAUCGCUUCGGGGAGUCGUCGCCGGCACCUUCCGGUGCCGCCGCGAUGGGUUCGGGGAUUCGGCGCUUCCGAUCUCUGUUCCAGCUCGCAGCGGAAGAGGGAGUGGAACCGAACCCAGCCAGGGAGAAGAAAAACAACUCGAAACGGAGCAGCGCAACCCGAAAGAAGAAACCCAACGGGAGGAAGAAGCGCAAGAGAUUCUAGCAAACGGGGGAAAGGCCUGGAGACAGCGCUGCUGUAGCAGUGGCAAACUUGUGGGCCGGCCACCAUCGCGUUGCUUGUCGGUCCGAAAGCAUUUGGUUACCAUUAGCAAAUGCUGUGGAUUACUUCAACAAUUUAAAAAUUGCUUGCUAAUUAUUAUACCAUUGUACUACACAUACAUUCACGAUCGUCCAUACGAUCGAUGCGGUCCUGCAUUGUGCAGUGUUGGCGCUGGUCGUGCAUCCAUCUGCCAAGUUUUGGACUGUCCUUGUGUCGUGCUGGUACCCGAGAUGAUCCAUUUUCUUUGUUGUACAGUAAAAAACCUCAAGUGCG
Messenger RNA from Pseudo-nitzschia multistriata, 3019 nucleotides. Lineage: Eukaryota; Bacillariophyta; Bacillariophyceae; Bacillariales; Bacillariaceae. The record is from the annotation of a GenBank genome assembly.